AUGGCUCCUCUCAUCUUCCUCCUCCUACUCAGCCAAGUCCUUGUCUGCACAGCCGUUGAUAUCAUCAACUCCACCUCACCGUUGUCUGGGACGACACACAGGAUUGUAUCCCAGGGCAAGAAAUUCACCUUGGGAUUCUACUCCCCGACACAAGGUAACACCACCUCUUCCAGCUCCAACACCUACUACAUAGCCAUAUGGUACAGCGACAUACUGCCGGUGACGACGGUGUGGACGGCGACCACCGACGUGCCGGUUUCCGACCCGACCAGAGCCGCCUUGGCCAUGGGCAGCGAUGGCAACCUUGUCCUCUUUGACCAAUACAGGAACAGGGAGCUGUGGUCGACCAACGUGAGCGUACCCUCCAACUCCACCAUGGCCAUCAUCAGGGACACCGGUAGCCUCGACCUCACCGACGCCUCGAAUUCAUCCAUAAUUUAUUGGCGGAGCAUAGACCAUCCAACAAACACUUGGCUUCCAGGGGGGAAGCUCGGGCUGAACAAGAUCACCGGCGUGAGCCAGAGGCUUGUUCCUUGGAAGAACACGGCAGACCCAUCUCCAGGGCUGUUCACGCUGGAGCUGGACCCAAACGGCACGCCACAGCUUUUCAUCCAGUGGAAUCUGUCCAUAACCUACUGGUCCAGUGGCCCUUGGAACGGCCAUAACUUUAGCCUUGCACCGGAGAUGACAGUCGGUUUCACAUUCGACUUCCCAUUCAUCAACAACGACACUGAAGGCUACCUCUUCUACUCGCUGAGGGAUGACUCGGUCAUCUCGCGGUUCAUCAUCGACGUGGGCGGGCAGAUCAAGCAUCUGUCAUGGGUGGAUUCCUCACAGCAGUGGAUGUUAGUCUGGGCCCAGCCACCGAUCCAGUGCGAGGUCUACGCGCUCUGUGGGGCAUACGGCAGCUGCAACCUCAAUGCCCUGACGCACUGCAGCUGUGUCAAGGGGUUCAGCCAGAAGGUUCAGAGUGACUGGGACCUCCAGGAUUACAGCGGCGGGUGCAAGAGGAACACGCCAUUGCAUUGCCAGACCAACUCGACUUCUGCACAUGCACAGACUCAUCAGUCUGACAAGUUCUAUGUCAUGGAAGAUGUGUUGCUACCUGAUAACGCUCAGGGUGCAGUGGCUACAAGCUCUCACGAAUGUCAGGUGGUGUGUCUGGAUAGCUGCUCUUGCACCGCUUACACUUACAAUCACACUGGGUGCUUCAUUUGGCACGGGGACCUCGUUAACCUCCGAGAGCAGUACAGGGGAAAUGGAGGAGGCGAUCUCCUCCUCAGGCUCGCAGCAUCCGAGCUGGCAGACCCAAAAAAGCCCAAGAUGGUGAUCAUUGGUGUAGCUGCUGGUGUAGGCUUGAUAAUGCUUGCAAUGUUCUUCCGAUAUCAGAAAUGCUGCCGAGACAGAAGAAGUCAUUGGGUAUCCGAGAAUGCUGGGAUGAUAGCCGCACCGACUGGCUUCAGGUACAAUGAUCUAUUGGACGAUAUUCAAAGUAUUGAUUCGCUGCUUCUUGAUCUAUCAACGCUACGAGUUGCUACGAAUGACUUCGGCAAAGGAAAUAUGCUUGGUGCAGGAGGUUUUGGUAUGGUUCAUAAGGGAGUCCUACCUGACGGUAAACAAAUAGCAGUAAAAAGGCUAUGCCAGAGUUCCAAGCAAGGGAUAGGGGAGUGGAAAAGUGAACUUGUCCUGGUUGCUAAGCUUCGCCACAGGAAUCUUGUAAGCCUCAUUGGCAUUUGUUUGGAAGAACAAGAGAAAAUACUUGUGUAUGAAUUUAUGCCCAACAGAAGCCUUGAUACCAUUCUUUUUGAUUCGGAGAAAUGUAAGGACCUAGAUUGGGGAAGGAGAUUCAAGAUUAUCAACGGAGUUGCUAGGGGAUUACAAUAUCUCCACGAAGAUUCUCAGCUGAAGAUAGUUCACCGGGACCUGAAAGCAAGCAACAUCCUGUUGGACUUUGAUUACAACCCUAAGAUUUCUGACUUCGGCCUAGCAAAGAUAUUUGGAGGGGAUCAAUCAGAAGAUGUCACCAGCCGUAUCGCUGGAACAUACGGAUACAUGUCGCCUGAAUACGCCAUGCAUGGUCAGUACUCAACAAAGUCGGAUGCGUUCAGCUUCGGUGUUUUGGUUUUAGAGAUCGUCACAGGAAGAAGAAACAGUGGCUCCUGCACCUCCGAGAAAUACGUUUACCUCGUAAACCUUGUAUGGGAGCACUGGGUCAGGGGAAAUGUCAUCGAGCUGAUCGACGCAUCGCUUAGCAGGCAUCCUUCUCCCACUGAACAGGUGCUGAAGUGCAUCAAAAUCGGGCUACUGUGUGUGCAGAACAGGCCUAAAGACAGGCCGACAAUGUCGUCGGUAAACGUCAUGCUUAGCAGCCACAAUGUUCGUCUCCCUCCUGUUUCCAUGCCGGCCUUCUGUGACGGGUUGAACGGGUGCAGUGAUAAUUCAGAAGCGGCGUCCUCAAAUGGGGUAACCAUGACAAGGCUCGACCCAAGAUGA
Triticum turgidum subsp. durum (durum wheat) is the source of this 2493-nucleotide messenger RNA. The record is from the annotation of a GenBank genome assembly. Lineage: Eukaryota; Viridiplantae; Streptophyta; Magnoliopsida; Poales; Poaceae.